Messenger RNA from Sporothrix schenckii 1099-18, 234 nucleotides. RefSeq lists its product as uncharacterized. Bases 1 to 234 code for a protein of 77 amino acids. The transcript has a single exon. The record is from RefSeq and is a predicted model, not a curated record. Lineage: Eukaryota; Fungi; Ascomycota; Sordariomycetes; Ophiostomatales; Ophiostomataceae.
AUGCAAACUCCGAUGCUUUUGAGCCGCAUCUCGAGGAUACAGACGAGCCUGGCGCAUUUGGCAGCUUGGUUUGACACGUGCGACGUGCGACCGAACGUGGAGGGAGCACGGGACACCGCCCAACUGGGUAACCGGCCUGGCCCUGCUGGCCGUAUGGGGAAGCGGAAUGGCGCAACGUGUGUGCCGGUCAGCCGGGCAGAUGAGAAGGAGGUUGCAUUUAGCGACCGCGUCUAA